Molecule: messenger RNA, 4312 nt
Organism: Microplitis mediator
Lineage: Eukaryota; Metazoa; Arthropoda; Insecta; Hymenoptera; Braconidae
Exons: 6
Coding region: 430-3960 (1176 amino acids)
Source: RefSeq, a predicted model, not a curated record
AAAAAAAUGAGAAUCGUUCCUCGCACAAAAUGGGAGCUGCCAAUCGGAGAUUCGAGUUCCUACUGGGAUCAAAUAAUCGGAAAUGUCGAGCAGCAGGCAGCUAAAGUGAGAAAACCAUCAUCACCUCUGUUUUCACCGUGAUCUUUAACCUUUCCUCUAGAGAGUAGUGCCAGCAGUGACGUUGCUUUUGACAAAAUUUCAAAUCUCUCAAAUAUUAAAGAUAAAACAGAUAUCAAUGAACCGGUUGUUAAAAUAUUACCUCCGUCACCUACUGAUGAGGAAACCAAACACACAAAUUUUACAGUAGAUACGUUAAAUACUAAGUUAGUAGAUAGCAGCAACGUAAAAUUAAUUAUUAAUAAUGACGACAAUGGGAAGUCGAGUAUUUCAAAAAGCGAACGCGAAGAAGUUACAAGUGAGCAGAAUUUAAUGAACAAUCAAAUAAUUAAUGAUAAUGAUGAAAAAUUAAAUCCAUUUCCGUUGAGAAAAAUUUCGCAGAUGUCUAAUAUAUCUAAAUGUGUUAAUGAAUUUUUGAAAACUACGAGGAUUAAAGUCACCUCGAGUUCUGUUGCUAAAAAUGUUAUUUCGCCUUUGCAAGAGACACAAAGUAAUGAUAAGAGUUCUAAGCAUCUUUUAUUAGGCGAAAAGUCAUUCACUGAGUCUAAGAAUCGAGGAGAAAUAGUAGAAUUUGUUGAAGAAAUUUAUGAUGGGAAUAAAGAUGAAGAGAAAAUUGACGAAAAUGAUGAGCGAGAUAUGGGAAGUGAGCGGGAAGAAGGUUAUGAGACUGUGGAUUCAAAUAAAAAACGUGUUUGCUUUUUUGAAGUAAAAGAUGAUGAGGAAAAUGAUAAAAUUUGUUAUACGGAGUACCGACGAACACCGAGACCGAGAGCGCCAAGUAUCGCUGUCGCUAGUUCGGUACCCAGUUUUGGGCGGAUUGUUUCAUCUUUUGAAUCCACGGAUUCUGUUGAAAAUUAUUUAUUGAAUGGGAGUUCUGGCGAUACAAAUAUUCCGGCGAUUCGCUUCGAAACAGAUAAAAAUGUACAAGCAUCGAAUGGAAACAAGACGAAAAGUAAUUUUUUAAAUAUUCCUGAUGUUAAAAAACCGAUAGCUGCUUUUUAUCCCCGAAUGAAACAGCACCAUGAACUAGAAAGAAAAGUGGGAUUUACAAAACCGUAUGAAGCCAAAGAAUUGAGAUACUCGAGAAAAUUCAGACAAUGGCCGAAAAAAUCAAUCGUUCACGUUCUCCAAGCUUUAAAAUUAAUGAAAACUAGUCAAAAUGCCAAAAGAAAAGUAGCACAUGAGCGUAAUAUAUUUUUUGCCCAGCCUCUUCCGAUCCAUUCGUUUUCUCCGGCUGAAGAAUCAUCUGGUUCGAGCAUUGAUCAUGAUUUAAUUGAUCGCUCUAUUGAUUCACGGUCUGACAUCCGCGAAGAUGAAUCAACUUCGACGUCUUCAACGUCUUCGUGUUCUUACUCGAGUGUCAGAAAAAGACUGAUUAAAAAUUCCCCCUUGCAGCGGGAAAAAAACGCAUUGUCCUCAUCGGGACUCAUUGAAGACGCGAAAAUAAAAUUCGACUCAGCACUAGGUCAAACCAGCACCGGACUCUACGAUUCUGGGAUCGAUGAUCGCGAACCAGAGAAUACAUCAACUUUGUCGCUUAAUAAAUUCGAGAUUAAUUUAGAAAAUUUACCCCAAAUAAGUGGAAUGUAUCCACGCAAAAAGAGUGAUAAAUGUUUGGCAUGUUUGCAUUCAUCAAUAAACAAAAACCCUGCAUGUCUAAGCAAGUCAUAUAAUUUUUAUCAAAACGUCUACCAACCAGCGUCACCUGCAUCAGAUGAACUAAUAAUCGAUGAACUAAACCACAUACUGAGGAAAGGUUCAUUAAAUUUUCGAGAUGACACUUUUCAUUCUGAGCGCACAAGUAAUUUCGAGUGCUCGGAUAUUCAAUCUGAAUUAUUCGAAAAUAACGAAAUGGAUGAGAAGACGAAAACUUGUAGAGUUUAUCCAUCAGCAAUUGUAACGCUUGAGGAAUCAAAAACUCGAGAUCACUUGUCAUCAAAUUUGUCAGCCCGAAAAUUCGAAUUAAUGAGUGACAAGAAAAGCGUCGUGUCUUCAAAAUCAUACAUGUCAACAUUGUCGUUAGCUUCGGACCGUUCGAAAACAACAUCUGAUCAAGAGGACUCUUCCGAUCAAGCUUUCGAGGAAACCGGUGGAAUGGAAGAAGGAAUUGGUGAAUCAAAAUCUGGAUUACUGGCACCCUGCCAUGCCCCUUUGAAUUUUCGACCCAGUCUUGAGCCACUAAAAGCACUCCGUACUAAGAAAGCACGCUCGAUACAAUCGCGAAUGGCUUCGCUUGAAAAGUCAACAAACAUUGAAAGCGAUGAUAAAAGCGAAGAGGAUGAUAUUCUACCAAUAGCCAGUGCCAAAAUUAACGACAACAAUGCCUCGGAGGAUAAAACCACUUCCAAGUCAAACCUCGACAAUAAAGCACCGGCUGAUUUUCCUACAAUAGAAAAUGAUAAAUAUCAAGAUCGGGACCAUUCCUGCGAUCCGAUUAAAGGAGAUAGAGCUGAGGAACCAGGUGAAUUUUCUGACAUGAUUGACAAAUUUAACUCCAAGGAUGAAUCUUUCAGGCAGCUUGUGAUCAAUGAAAUUGAAGAGACGGUUUUGCGAGCCAAGUCUCAGUCGCGAAAAUCGUCGACAGCCGAAGAGAUAUUUUACAAAUUAAAUAUAGCCUCCGAGGUAUUGGAUCAUAAUCUGAGUGAUUUAUUCCAGCCAUCGUCACCAAUUAUAGCAGAUAGGGAAAUUGUUGAAAUUUUACUGAAUUUGUUAAAUGAAAACAGCAGUUUUGAAAAAAUAAUGAAUUAUCUUGCAAGUGUAUUUUCAAAUCGUAUUGAAAAAUAUUCGCGUGAACAAAAAUCGGAUACUAAUAAAAUAGAGAAAGUAACGAAACGUUUGCUGGCACUGCUCGUUAACUCAAAGCUGUAUUUAGGUAAUCGUAAAAAAUCCACUGACAAUAACUUAUCCUAUAAACAGAAAACUGCCAUAAAUUCCCGACAGUUGAGACGAGUCCUUCCUGUUAAAUCGUAUAACCUAAUAGCCCCUAUCCUGGGAAUCCCAUCCUGGCACCCCAAACACUGGACGUCGAUAAAGGAUGCGCGUAAACUAAAAAUAGCUUCGAAAACUGCUACCACUAAAGUUAAGAGCCAGCCCAGUGUUAGAUUUUCCCACCGACGAGAGUCAGAAAUAGAAUCCGAUUUAGUUGUUCAUCCGCCGUCGUUGAAAAAGUCUGCUCUAAUGGAUGACCUAGACGAGUCUCAUAAAAAAAAGCUGAUGAAUCCCUAUGUUUCAUUCUUACUCAAGCCACGGAGAGAGGCAAUAAUUUGGCGGCCUCUAACAGAACGCGACCUCGAAGGAUAUGAUCCUGACGCGACGUUGAAUAAACGUGCAGCCAAAGUUACCGACAUUAUUUGCGCAGAGUUUUGCCAGUGGCUGAGAAACCUCGGCGGGUUUGAUACUACCGUUGAUGAGGAAGUGCUCAAGGACAUGUUCGAAACUGAUUUCACUGUCGAUAUCUCUAAAGUAAUGCAAAUGUCACAAAAAGAAUUGCCUGUGGUACCGACUGCUGUUGCGCAAGUAAAGAACUGUCCCGAAGCCGGUGAGCUAGAGAGAACGAGGAGACACUUGAUAGAAGAUGCUAAAGCAGAGCGUGAAAAGACCAGACUGGUUGGCUUCGGUUCCUCUCUACCGAGAGUUCUAAAAUAUGUACCGCCUAAUAAUAAAGUGGAGGUAAAUUGGAUGCGAUGUGAAAAUGUACCCCAAGAUUUGGAAUCGAUGGAAGCUGUUUGGAAGGGCAUCACCCAUCUCGACAGUGUCAAAGGAUUCUCCGACUGGCUAAAUAUUAAUUCAAUGGAACCUCCGGAAAUUUUAAAACAUCCUACUCGCAAGACCGCAGUGAAAUAAUUCUUGGUAAAUUUUUUAUUGCAAAAGUUUUUAGAUGGAAUAUUUUGUUUUUCUCUGAAACAAUUUUAUAAAAAGAUUUUUUUGCAUUUCUCUAAUUAAAAAAAUAAAAAAAAAAAAAUAUUCAAAGAAAGUGUAGCGUAUUUGAGAGCAUCUCUUAAUUUUACAAAUGAGGAUGGCCGGAGUUCACGCGUCGACAGCUCGCUUGUAACCCGGGUCUGGCUGUGACAGAGACCGGGAUUUCUGUCAGAGCCAACAGCAUCAUAAGGAUACGAUCUUCGAAAGUCUCUUAUUUAAGAUUCGCCUCUAUUUCUCAUCGUCUUAACAAUAUUUACAGCUCAAUGCAACUCACUGC